Rangifer tarandus platyrhynchus (Svalbard reindeer) is the source of this 1287-nucleotide messenger RNA. The record is from the annotation of a GenBank genome assembly. Lineage: Eukaryota; Metazoa; Chordata; Mammalia; Artiodactyla; Cervidae.
AUGUCAGUUUGUCUGUGGAAGUCCCGGCCUCGGCCAGGACAAAAGAGCACGCUGUACUCAGUCCGCCUGGGGAGCGUGGUGCCCAGAGACCCCCGGCAGAGGCCCCAGCUGGCCGGGCCAUGGGGCAUCCCGCAGGGAACAAGGCUCAUCUCGCUCCUCCUGCCUGGGGGCCAAGCACAGAGCAGAGGGAAAGGAACCGUCUCUUCCUGCCUGCUCAGCAUGGACCGUGAGUAUCGUGAGAGAAAACGGACAGGCAGCAGUGACCUGAAGGGCAAUAGUGAGCAUGAAAACCGCAACAGCCAGCAGAGUCCACCCAAGGUCUGGCUUCGCACCUGCAGAGACUCACCUGGGCUGGCUGCCGUGGCUGUCCCCAAGCCAGGAAGCGGACGGAAGCUCGAAAACCCCAACGUGGACGAGCGAUUGGAAUGCCUGCAGAGCUCCCAGGAAUUAGAUAGCAAGAGAAAGAAAAAUCGAGCCACUUUUUUUUCCAUAGAAAGGGAGGACACCUACCAUAAAUUAGGGGCAGUGGGAGUGAAGGCGAGGCCAGAGGCGCACGCCGUCUCACUGCCGAGCAGCUCCCCUCCUGGGCCCUGCCAGCUGCCGCUGCCUUCGUGUGUUCAGCCGGAUGAGUUUGGAAUUCAGAAUCUGAGGUUGUGCAGGGUGGAACAGUGCACAUUGUGUCCUGAGCAGCAUGUCGGAGUCGGAGGCUGCUCCAGAAUCCAAUACAUGAGUCUAGAUGCCACCAAACCAGGCGUGCUCAUGCUCCGAGGGUUAAACAAGAACUAUAAUGGAGUCUCACACGCUGGCUCAGCCGACACUGAGGAUGUCUGGUCCCUCACGGAAGUGCUGCGCUCUGCCAGGCCCUUCGGAGGCUGGAGGCCACUGGUGCCCCCGCCGCACGGGAGCAGCCACGUGACCCCGCCAUCGCAGCCCCGAUGCCAGACGGAGGCGGCGCCUGGCGGGGGCGGUGCCUGGCGGAGGCGGAGCCUGGCGGAGGCGGUGCCUGGUGGGGGCGGCGCCUGGCGGAGGCUGCGCCUGGCCGCAAGCUGGGACCCUGGAAGGACCCUGCGGCACGGCCCCAGAUGCGCGCCGGUUGGCAGCGUCUCCUGCUGCCGUCAAGUUAAAGGCCUCCAGCUGCCCCGGGAGAAACGUGCCCUCCACCUCCUGGUCCCCAAGGCCUCUUUGCCUCCUGCGUACUGGCUCCCACUUGUGCUGCCUGUGGCGGUGCCGGGAGAUCCGCCGGGCCGGGCCGCCUUGUGCGUCUCGGUGGAGGAGGACAGUCUCUGA